Alexandromys fortis (reed vole) is the source of this 5771-nucleotide messenger RNA. Its product is annotated as myosin-13-like. The record is from RefSeq and is a predicted model, not a curated record. Gene Ontology annotation, molecular function: microfilament motor activity; actin filament binding; ATP binding. NCBI's taxonomy places the organism in Eukaryota, Metazoa, Chordata, Mammalia, Rodentia, Cricetidae. The transcript has 41 exons. Gene Ontology annotation, biological process: muscle contraction. Gene Ontology annotation, cellular component: cytoplasm; myosin II complex; myosin filament. The coding region runs from base 123 to 5693 and encodes 1856 amino acids.
AACAGAGCAGGCUGCUGAAAGAGCACAGGGAGGCAGUGUGGGAGCUGGCCACGCUGGAAGAACAGAAAAAGACUGGUUAAGGGACCCUGUGAGGGGAGAGCUCAGGGGCCGCUACUCUGUUCAUGCAUCGCCCCCCCAGGAGGCAGAAAGAGAGAACCCACAAAAUCUAUUCAAUAGAAAUUAAGGGCAGGAGAGAUUGCUUGGGGGCAAAGCACUUGCCACACAGGCAAGAGGCUAGCCUGGGCUACUCUGCCUCAAAACAAGGCCCCACAUUGCAAGAAGCCUUUGAGACUCUACCGUUUGUCAAGUUUAAAACAGCCCCAGCAGUCAUGAGUACAGACGCCGAGAUGGCCAUUUUUGGAGAAGCUGCUCCCUACCUCCGAAAACCAGAGAAGGAGAGGAUUGAGGAUCAGAACCGCCCAUUCGACUCCAAGAAAGCCUGCUUUGCUGUGGAUGAGAAAGAAAUGUAUGUGAAGGGCAUGAUCCAGAGCAGGGAAAACGACAAAGUCAUUGUCAAGACCCUAGACGACCGGGAACUCACUCUGAACAGUGACCAGGUAUUCCCCAUGAACCCCCCUAAGUUUGACAAGAUCGAGGACAUGGCCAUGAUGACACACCUGCACGAGCCCGCUGUGCUGUACAACCUCAAAGAGCGAUAUGCAGCCUGGAUGAUCUACACCUACUCAGGCCUCUUCUGCGUCACCGUCAACCCCUACAAGUGGCUGCCGGUGUACAACCCCGAGGUGGUGGCAGCCUACCGAGGCAAAAAGCGCCAGGAGGCCCCGCCCCACAUCUUCUCCAUCUCUGACAACGCCUACCAGUUCAUGCUGACGGAUCGAGACAAUCAGUCCAUCCUGAUCACUGGAGAAUCCGGGGCUGGGAAGACUGUGAACACCAAGCGUGUCAUCCAGUACUUUGCCACCAUUGCAGUCACCGGAGACAAGAAGAAAGAGCAGCAGCCGGGCAAAAUGCAGGGAACUCUGGAGGAUCAGAUCAUCCAAGCCAACCCCCUGCUGGAGGCCUUUGGAAAUGCCAAGACCGUGAGGAAUGACAACUCAUCCAGAUUUGGGAAGUUCAUUCGGAUACACUUUGGAGCCACGGGGAAGCUAGCAUCAGCGGACAUUGAAACCUAUCUCCUGGAAAAAUCCAGAGUGACAUUCCAGUUAUCCAGUGAAAGAAGUUACCACAUUUUUUACCAAAUCAUGUCAAACAAGAAGCCAGAACUAAUUGACUUGCUUCUGAUUUCAACCAACCCCUUCGACUUCCCCUUCGUGAGCCAAGGAGAGGUCACAGUAGCCAGCAUUGAUGACAGCGAGGAACUGUUGGCAACUGAUAAUGCCAUUGACAUCCUGGGUUUUAGCCCAGAGGAGAAAGUUGGGAUCUACAAGCUGACGGGGGCCGUGAUGCAUUAUGGGAACAUGAAGUUCAAACAGAAGCAGAGAGAGGAACAAGCAGAGCCAGAUGGCACUGAAGUGGCUGACAAAGCCGGGUACCUGAUGGGACUAAAUUCUGCAGAGAUGCUGAAAGGCCUGUGCUGUCCGAGAGUGAAGGUUGGAAAUGAAUAUGUCACCAAAGGACAGAACGUCCAGCAGGUGACCAACUCAGUGGGCGCCCUGGCCAAAGCUGUCUAUGAGAAGAUGUUCCUGUGGAUGGUCACCCGCAUCAACCAGCAGCUGGACACCAAGCAGCCCAGGCAGUACUUCAUCGGGGUCUUGGACAUUGCUGGCUUUGAGAUCUUUGAUUUCAACAGCCUGGAGCAGCUGUGCAUCAACUUCACCAACGAGAAGCUGCAGCAGUUCUUCAACCACCACAUGUUCGUGCUGGAGCAGGAGGAGUACAAGAAGGAAGGCAUCGAGUGGGAGUUCAUCGACUUCGGGAUGGACCUGGCCGCCUGCAUCGAGCUCAUCGAGAAGCCAAUGGGCAUAUUCUCCAUCCUGGAAGAGGAGUGCAUGUUCCCCAAAGCAACAGACACCUCCUUCAAGAACAAACUGUAUGACCAGCAUCUUGGAAAGUCCAACAACUUCCAGAAGCCCAAGCCAGCCAAAGGCAAGGCGGAAGCCCACUUCUCGCUGGUGCACUAUGCGGGCACUGUAGACUAUAACAUCGCAGGCUGGCUGGACAAGAACAAGGACCCCCUGAAUGAGACCGUGGUGGGGCUCUACCAGAAGUCUUCCCUGAAGCUGUUAUCCUUCCUCUUUUCCAACUACGCUGGUGCAGAAGCAGGUGACUCGGCAGGAAGCAAGAAGGGAGGAAAGAAGAAGGGUUCCUCUUUCCAGACGGUGUCGGCUGUGUUCAGGGAAAAUUUAAACAAACUGAUGACCAACUUAAGGAGCACCCAUCCUCAUUUUGUCCGAUGCCUGAUUCCCAACGAGACCAAGACUCCUGGUGUGAUGGACCACUACUUGGUCAUGCAUCAGCUGCGCUGUAAUGGGGUCCUGGAGGGUAUCCGGAUCUGCAGGAAAGGAUUCCCCAGCCGAAUCCUCUAUGCUGACUUCAAACAGCGGUACCGGAUCCUUAACGCCAGUGCCAUCCCAGAAGGGCAGUUCAUUGACAGCAAGAACGCCUCUGAGAAACUCCUGAACUCCAUCGAUGUGGACCGGGAGCAGUUCCGGUUCGGCCAUACCAAGGUGUUUUUCAAAGCCGGGCUCCUGGGGCUUCUGGAGGAGAUGAGAGAUGAGAAUCUGGUGACCCUGAUGACGCGCACACAGGCAGUGUGCAGGGGCUACCUGAUGAGGGUGGAGUUCAAGAAGAUGAUGGAGAGGAGGGAGUCCAUCUUCUGCAUCCAGUACAACGUCCGCUCCUUCAUGAAUGUGAAGCACUGGCCCUGGAUGAACCUGUUCUUCAAGAUCAAUCCUCUUCUGAAGAGCGCGGAGGCUGAGAAGGAGAUGGCCACCAUGAAGGAGGACUUCGAACGGGCCAAGGAGGAACUGGCUAGGUCUGAGGCUCGCCGGAAGGAGCUGGAGGAGAAAAUGGUCUCCCUGCUGCAGGAAAAGAAUGACCUCCAGUUGCAAGUCCAGUCUGAAACAGAAAAUCUGAUGGACGCUGAGGAGCGGUGCGAGGGGCUCAUCAAAAGCAAGAUCCAACUGGAGGCCAAAGUCAAGGAGCUGAAUGAGAGGCUGGAGGAGGAAGAGGAGAUAAACUCGGAGCUGGUGGCCAAGAAGAGGAAUCUGGAGGACAAAUGCUCUUCUCUCAAGAGGGACAUCGAUGACCUGGAGUUGACCCUGACCAAGGUCGAGAAGGAGAAGCAUGCCACGGAGAACAAGGUGAAAAAUCUCUCUGAAGAAAUGACGGCGCUUGAAGAAACCAUUUCCAAACUGACGAAAGAAAAGAAGUCUCUCCAGGAGGCCCAUCAGCAGACGCUGGAUGACCUACAGGCUGAAGAAGAUAAAGUUAACGGUCUCAUCAAGAUCAAUGUCAAGCUGGAACAGCAGACAGAUGACCUCGAGGGCAGUUUAGAGCAGGAGAAGAAACUGCGGGCUGACCUGGAGCGAGUGAAGAGGAAGCUGGAAGGAGACUUGAAAAUGUCCCAGGAGUCCAUCAUGGAUCUGGAGAACGACAAGCAGCAAAUAGAAGACAAACUGAAGAAAAAGGAGUUUGAAAUGAGCCAGCUACAGACCCGAAUCGAUGACGAACAAGUUCUCAGUCUGCAGCAGCAGAAGAAGAUUAAAGAGCUGCAGGCCCGCACAGAAGAGCUGGAAGAAGAAAUUGAAGCAGAACACACAGUCAGAGCCAAAAUUGAGAAGCAGCGUUCAGACCUAGCCAGGGAACUAGAGGAGAUCAGCGAGAGGCUGGAAGAAGCCAGUGGAGCCACUUCUGCCCAGAUCGAGAUGAACAAGAAGAGAGAAACUGAGUUCCAGAAACUCCGCAGGGACCUGGAGGAGGCCACCCUGCAGCAUGAAGCCACAGCGGCCACCCUGAGGAAGAAGCACGCGGAUACCGUGGCGGAGCUUGGGGAGCAGAUCGACAACCUGCAGCGGGUCAAGCAGAAGCUGGAGAAGGAGAAGAGCGAGCUGAAGAUGGAGAUCGACGACAUGGCCAGCAACAUUGAGACAGUCUCCAAGUCCAAGAGUAACAUGGAAAGAAUGUGCCGGUCUGUGGAAGACCAGUUUAAUGAGAUCAAAGCCAAGGAUGACCAACAGACCCAGUUAAUCCAUGAUCUGAACAUGCAGAAGGCAAGGCUGCAGACCCAGAAUGGGGAACUGAGCCACCAAGUAGAAGAGAAGGAGUCUCUGGUUUCACAACUAACCAAAAGCAAGCAGGCUCUCACCCAGCAGCUGGAGGAGCUCAAGAGACAGCUGGAGGAAGAGACCAAGGCCAAGAACGCACUGGCCCAUGCUCUGCAGUCCUCCCGCCACGACUGUGACCUGCUGCGGGAACAGUAUGAGGAGGAGCAGGAAGGCAAAGCUGAGCUGCAGAGGGCGCUGUCCAAGGCCAACAGCGAGGUUGCCCAGUGGAGGACCAAAUAUGAGACGGAUGCCAUCCAGCGCACGGAGGAGCUGGAGGAGGCCAAGAAAAAGCUGGCCCAGAGGCUGCAGGAGGCAGAGGAGAACACCGAGGCUGCCAACUCCAAGUGUGCUUCCUUGGAGAAAACCAAGCAGAGGCUUCAGGGAGAAGUGGAUGAUCUGAUGCUGGACCUGGAUCGAGCCAACACAGCCUGUGCCGCUCUGGACAAGAAGCAGAGGAACUUCGACAAGGUCCUUGCAGAGUGGAAGCAAAAACUGGAUGAAAGUCAAGCUGAGUUGGAAGCUGCCCAGAAAGAGUCCAGGUCUCUCAGUACUGAAAUCUUCAAGAUGAGGAAUGCCUACGAGGAGGUGGUGGACCAGUUAGAGACGCUGAAGCGAGAGAAUAAAAAUCUGCAAGAAGAGAUUUCUGACUUAACUGAGCAGAUUGCAGAAAUGGGCAAGAACCUCCAGGAAGUGGAAAAGACGAAGAAGCAAGUGGAACAGGAGAAGUCCGAGCUCCAGGCUGCUUUAGAAGAGGUGGAGGCAAAGGCUUACAGCAUCUUUGGCUACCAGGAAUCCUGCAAAGAGACCCAGAGUCUCCCGAACACGAGCCUGAUAAAUACCAAGAAAAAACUAGAGGCUGACUUGGCUCAGUGCCAGGCGGAGGUGGAGAACUCCAUCCAGGAGUCCAGAAAUGCAGAAGAGAAAGCCAAAAAGGCCAUCACUGAUGCUGCCAUGAUGGCGGAGGAGCUGAAGAAGGAGCAGGACACCAGCGCUCACCUGGAGCGGAUGAAGAAGAACCUGGAGCAGACGGUGAAGGACCUGCAGCACCGUCUAGACGAGGCUGAGCAGCUGGCACUGAAGGGCGGCAAGAAGCAGAUCCAGAAACUGGAGGCCAGGGUGCGGGAGUUGGAAAAUGAGCUGGAUGCCGAGCAGAAGAGAGGGGCUGAAGCUCUGAAGGGGGCCCACAAAUAUGAACGCAAAGUCAAAGAGAUGACUUACCAGGCUGAGGAGGACCGCAAGAACAUCCUCCGGCUUCAGGACUUGGUGGACAAGCUGCAGGCCAAAGUGAAGUCCUACAAGAGACAGGCAGAGGAGGCUGAGGAGCAAGCUAACACACAGCUGUCCAGGUGCCGGAGGGUCCAGCAUGAGCUGGAGGAGGCUGAGGAGAGGGCAGACAUUGCAGAGUCGCAAGUCAACAAGCUAAGGGCCAAGAGCCGUGACGUGGGAGGCCAGAAGAUGGAAGAAUGAGGCUCUCCUGAGGCUCGUUGCCAUGGGCCACCUCCGGGAAAGUGGAAAGAGAGAAUGUGGGAAAAAUAAACUGUCCGG